Molecule: messenger RNA, 2286 nt
Organism: Apis cerana (Asiatic honeybee)
Lineage: Eukaryota; Metazoa; Arthropoda; Insecta; Hymenoptera; Apidae
Product: bifunctional peptidase and arginyl-hydroxylase JMJD5
Cellular component (GO): nucleus
Molecular function (GO): histone H3K36 demethylase activity
Source: RefSeq, a predicted model, not a curated record
UAGAUGGCAGCAAUGUUAACAUUUAUAUUACAAUUUUAAAAUGAUAAAUAUAACGUGUUGUUUAAUGAUAUAUUUAGUUAGUUAUACUCAGUUAUGCCAUAUGUCAAAAUAAAUAUCGAUAAUUGUAUUAUGUUAAAAUUUGCCGUAUGAUAUAAAAUAGUAUUUAAAACAUAAUACUGUAUAAUGCUAUAUAUUUGUAAAACUAACCUAAAACUUUUAUUUCGUAUUUAACAAUGUAAUAGUUAUUAAUACUCAUUAUAUAAAUAAUUAUUUAUUUCCAAAGAAUUAUAAAUAUUUAUAUUCUUUUAAAUACAUUCAUGUUGAUAAAUUUAAUAGAAAAUUAAAUAAUUUUAAUUCAUAAUUUUUAUAAAUUAUUUUAUAUUUUCUAUUUUUAAAUUAUUAUAUUUACUUAAUUUUAAAAAAUGUGUAAUUGUACAAUUAUUGCAAAAUUAAUUCCUUGGAAUUUGUUUGACGAGAAUAUGCAGAAUUUUUUACCUAUUGAAAUGAAAAAACAUUUAGUAACAAUAAACAUUAAUUUAAAACUCUUCAUUGAAAAUAAGAUAACUUCAUCAAUGAAAUGGACAAAAGAUUCAUUAAUAUUAAUUGAAGCUUGUUUGGAUAAAACAUGGGAAGCAUUAAAUUCUGGCCAUUGGCAAUCUGUUCCUAUUGAAUAUCGAUAUUCUUAUACAUUAUGUACUAUCUUAAAAACAAUACUAUUAGAGUUUCAAUAUUAUAAUAAUAUCGAAGAAUUUUCAAAAAAUAUAAUUCUAUUGAAGGAUAUUAUUCAGCAAAUUGAUAAAGGUAUUUUAUUAGGAGCACCACUUCCAAAUAUACCUGAUUUAUUACCAAAAAUUGCAAGAGAAUUGAAUAAUUGUAUCACAAAAUCAACAGAAAUAUUGGAUUUAAAAAAAUUAAAUAUUGAUUUUAAAAAUUCAUAUGAUUUUAUUUUACCUGGAUUUAUUGAAGUUACUCAAUAUAUUGAACCCUCAAUGGAACUAUUUUAUAAAGAAAUAUUUAUGCCUAAAAUACCUGCAAUAUUAAAAGAUUGUAUUAAACAUUGGAAAGCUUUAAAACAAUGGAAGGAUUUAAAGUAUUUAAUUAAUGUGGCUGGAAAUCGAUUGGUACCUAUUGAAAUUGGUUCACGUUAUACUGAUGAAAAUUGGUCACAACAACUUCUUAAUUUUUCAGAAUUUUUGCAAAAAUAUAUAUUAACAAAAAAUGAUCAAAUUGGUUAUUUAGCUCAGCAUCAAUUGUUUGAACAGAUUCCUGAAUUGAAAGAUGAUUUUACAAUUCCUGAAUAUUGUAAUUUUACAGAUAAUGAUGAUGUAAAACAGCCAGAUAUAAAUGUUUGGUUUGGACCUAGUGGAACUGUUUCACCUUUGCAUUUUGAUCCCAAAAAUAAUUUUUUAUGUCAAGUAUUUGGAUAUAAAAAAAUUAUUUUAUACCAUCCAAAUGAUUCAUCGAAUUUAUAUCCAUAUGAUACAAGAUUACUAAACAAUACUGCACAAGUUGAUCCUUUAAGUCCAAAUUAUGAAAAAUGGCCUAAUUUUAUUAAAGCAAGAGGUUUAAUGACUUAUUUAAAACCUGGAGAAAUGCUUUACAUUCCUCCAAAAUGGUGGCAUCAUGUAACUUCUUUGACUUCAAGUUUUUCAGUUAGUUUUUGGUGGAGUUAAAUAUAAAUAUAAUAAAAAAUAUAUAAUAUAAAAACAAUAUAUGUAUUUAAAAAAUAUUUAUUUCUAAAAUUUAUAAUUCUGAAAGAAAAUAUAUAUAAAUUUUGAAAAAGUACCAUAAAAUUACUCUAUAUAAAAUUUGAAAAAAUGCUAUAUAUAAAUAUAAUAUAUAAUACUAUAUUUUUAUAGAAUAUUUUAUUUUUAUUUAUUUUAUUUAAUAAAAAUUGAUAACAUAUUCUUUUUUAUAAUUUAUUCAUAUAAAUCAUUAUUAAACAUUUUUAUGAAUAGAUAUAUAUAUAUAUAUAAUGUAUAAAUAAUAAUGAAAUUUAAUUUAUUUUAUAAUUAUUUUAUUAUUUUAAGUAUAUUAAUUUAAUUUGUAUUCAACCAAAUAAAGAAAAAGUACAAAAAUAUCAUUUUUUUAAUAUUAAUGUAAAAGAAAAAGUAAAUAAAGCUCUUAAUUCAAUUGCUUAGUAAUUAUUAAAAAAUUAUAACACUAUGUUAAAUUAAUGAUUAGUGCUAAUAUGUUUCAUUGGUUUAAAUAAAAUGUAUAUAUAUACAAAUUGAAGCAGAUGUAUCACAAAGGCGUUCAUGAGAAUAAAACGGAAUGUUAUAAAUA